Aspergillus nidulans FGSC A4 is the source of this 3812-nucleotide messenger RNA. RefSeq lists its product as uncharacterized. NCBI's taxonomy places the organism in Eukaryota, Fungi, Ascomycota, Eurotiomycetes, Eurotiales, Aspergillaceae. The record is from RefSeq and is a predicted model, not a curated record. Gene Ontology annotation, cellular component: spindle; nucleus. The transcript is spliced from 5 exons. The coding region runs from base 1 to 3693 and encodes 1230 amino acids.
AUGGCUGCAGCGGGCGCGAGGGCGCAGAAGCCGGUGGGCUCUGCAGCCUGGAUUUCCACCGAGAAAGAGAACUGCGCGCAGCUGGUAGCCCAAGAGAUGGAGGAAAUCGAGUUUCCUGCUCGUUAUGAGAUGGAAUGGUUGAACGAACACAUGGCAGAAGUCUUCUCAAACAACCAACUCAAUUUCGCGGAUGUUUUCAAGACACCCGGAAAACUACGAGGCAAGACUCCUCGGACAUUGCGAAAGCGUGACCCGACGGAAAACCGUGUGCCUCUGAGUGAGAUAUUCUCCUCCGUACAGAAGAACCGACCCGAUCCCACAUUCUCCACUAGUCCCGUUGCCCAGCGCUCGCCCACGAAAGCUAUAACUGCUCCACCGGCACCUACCCCGCCGGUCGUAACUCAAGGCGCUCCUGCUCCGUCUGCUAGUGCUCAAACAGCUGCCACUCCUGCAAAAGCCACGACUUCUUCAGACAAAGCCAAAAACAGAGCGCCAACCCCGACCGAACCCCAAUACCCCGACUUGACGCAGGACAUCAACUCUUUCUCACAGUACAACACAGAUUCUGGUUACCAUGGAAUGCCAGACGAUGACGAUGAAGUCGUCCUUACACAGGUGGCGCCGGAGUCUCAGUCCACACAGCAGUUGGACCCUGAACCUACUUCAUUCCGUGAGGCGCGUCGUUCGUCCGUUGAUCGCCGCACGACAGAUGCCUCAUUCCACUCGGCUCCUGAGGAAGUACGCCACCGCGGAGGCACCGCGGAACCCAUGAACCUUGACUCGCCGAAGCAAACGCGCAAAGAAUAUGCGCCUGUUCCCGAACCAUCGAAGGAGGCCGAAUCGGAAGCGGACGAGGUUAUGGAGGAUAAGCCUGACAAUCGUGGAGCCGUGACGGCGCCAAAUGCCAGGAAUGUAUCGGGGCAAGAUGCUGAGUCGACACCGGUCAAAACUACCAUACCCCAACCUUCAUCACCCCAAGAGCCCAACGAGCCCGAAAAAGAUGAGAUGGUUCUUGAUGACCUGGACGAUAUUGGUUCACCGUCGGAAAAGGAUUCGCCAGAACGACCCCCGAUUCGCAAGAGUAGCCUCAGUUUUGCGUCUCUUCCUGCCAGAGAGCCUCUUGCGCCUAAAUCAAUUGGCAGCUCUAGGCUAUCUAGAACUAGCCAUCUUGAAUCUAUCAAGUCAAACACAGCCUCAAACUAUCUUGGUCGACAAACCGGACACCGAUUGACUCAAGCGGAUAGGAUGGAUGUUGACGAUCCCAAGGAAACUGCGCAUGUGGAAGCAGAUGAAGACGUAAAGGCGAGCAAACUUCACAACAAGUCAUCUACUCAGAGAUUACAUGAAAAAAUUAGCAUGCUGGGGAAAAUGCAGCCAUCGCGGCCUACCAAGUCAAUUCCUGCUGUUGCUGGUCUGUCGUCAGGACCAGUAUCAUACCCUGAGCUACCCGCGGUGCAACCCGAAACCAAACAUGAAACUUCCAAUAAGAAACAACGCGAGGCUACGCCACCACAGUCCCCAGACGCGGAGGACGACUGGAUGAAACCGAUGAGUUCGCCAUUCCAAGCACAACCUUCGGCCAAGUCAACUGUCAGCAAGCUCAAGACAACCGACCCUGCGACGAGCGACGCUACUGAAGAACAUUCUUCUCCAAUCAAGAGCAGAAUAGCCCAAGAGGCAGCAAAAAUGAACGCUAGACAAACCUCUGAUUUGGCUCGUGGUAAAUCUACCACCCCGAUAUUCUCUUCACCGCAGCGGUUUGGACAUACGAAGAGCGCCUCCGUGAAUAUUGAUGCCAAGAUGACAACAACGCCUAUCGGAUCCCCGCGUCAGGAUGGCCCGCUAAGUGCGUCCAAAUCCAGGCUUCAGUCGAUCGUUAGGUCCGCCAAAGGUCUCUUCACAAGUGCCGCAGGCAUUUCGGCAGCUGCCCGAAUGGAGACUUCCUCGCCUGACGAGCCCAGGACACAGCUGCAACGAGCAGACACGGAUAAGACCAGCCAGCGACCAUUGUCGGUAUUUAGCCCUCCGCGCCAGGAAGGACGCCGAACCCGCAGUUCCACCGAACGAGAGGAGAAGCGCCGGCAACAAGAACUCGAGGAGCGCAAGCAGGAGGAGGAGCUUGCUGAAAAGGCAAGGCAGCAGGAGAAGCUACGGAUGACGCAACAAAAGGCUACACGGGAAAGGGCGCACACAGAAUCUGAAGCCCGAGCCCCGGCUGUGCCCUCGAGCCCAUCCAGAAUGCUGCAGCAAAAAUCAUCACGGGAACCCGAACCGGCGGUAGACGUUGCACCGAAAGCUACGCAGGCGAAUAGGCCAAACGACCGGCGCCCGCCGAAAGCAACACGUGAAUCCCAACAGAAACCAAAACCUCAACCCGUGUCAGUUCGAGUUGGCAGCGCUCUUUCCCGACAGAUGCCUCUGGCUUCGUCUGUUGCCUCCAGUGCCGAGUCGAGCAUUCCCGUGCCACCUCCAUCAGCAUCGAAGGUGCCGUCGCUGAAGAAGAAAGCAAGCAACCAGUCACUUCAUACGGCUUCAUCGAACAGCAGCUUCAAGAGCUCUGUAUCCAGCCAGACGCAGCGUAAAGCACAGCUUGCCAGCGAAAGGAAGCGAGAGCAAGAGGAGCGGGAGGCGCGGCGAAAGGAGGAGCAGCGACGCGAAAUGGAGCGCAAGCGGGCAGCUCAGCAAAGUCGAGCUGAAGCUGAGCGCCGCGAGCGACAGGUUGAGGAUCCCAAGAAGGCGGCUCAGAUGCAAGCAAUUGAGAAGCGGAGACUGGAAAACGCUCGGAGGCUGGAGAGGCAGGGCAGCCAGCAACCUGAAAUGGCUCCGACAUACGCGGAGAAGACAGGAACCCAAACGUCGCACCGCGAGACGGGCGCUCCUCGUCCUGCGUCGCGACUGGGAUCGGUGCUUGGACGAACAAUCAACCCCCCUGCACCUAACCCAGCUAAACCGCCGAAGAGAGGAAUGGAGGAGGAGAAUCAUCGCUCCGCAGCCGCCAAACCUGGAGCGAUGCAGCCGUCUGGGGAAACCAAGCGGAGAAGGACCGAUGAUGAACAAAACCGUGCCUCGAUGCGACCCACAAUGGCGCCGCCGAUUCGACAGUCUAACAUCCGCAAGGAACCCGCUAAGAAGCCUUCCAUGUAUGGAACUGCCCAGCACUCCGCCGCACCCCAAUCCGGCUCCACGAUUUUCAAGACUGGCCAGCCUCAGCGGCCAGGGCACCCCAUGGACAUGGCCAAAUAUGCCAGCGGCAAGAUUCCUUUCGCAGAACCUUCAAACGCUGGUCCGUCACAAUCACACCGUACUCCGGGACCCAGUUCUAGCAAAGCCUCGAAGCCGUCGCCCAAUUACCCAGACGGCGAGAAAAUCCAACUUCCGGAGAUUGCGACUGAUAGUGAAGACGAGGAUUCAGAGGCUGAAAUGCUCCCUGUGCCCAGCUGGGCGCAACCGAAGCAGCUCGAAACGCUCCUUCGGGAUCAGGAGGGCAUGGAGGUUGACUCUAUCUUCGGACCGAUAGCGCCGUUCUCGCUGGAGGAAACAUUCAAGGCGGAUAAGAGAAUCAAGAAGUUCCGCGAGCGGACAAGCAGCGCAAACUGGGCAGGACCGGAUGGACUGACACAAGAGGAAAUCCGGAGGGAUGUUGCUGAGCGGCAGCGUCUGCGUCUGAACGGCGGAUGGACUUUUGGGAUGUAGCAUUUUAUCUGCUUUAUUAUUUGGCGUUGUAUGUGUACACAGAUUGGGGCAUUGGCGUUAUUAUUGCAUACGGAGUAGGCAUAGGCAUCUAAUAUAUUGCUUUAUUGUUCAGUCAUAGC